Messenger RNA from Prorocentrum cordatum, 1460 nucleotides. NCBI's taxonomy places the organism in Eukaryota, Dinophyceae, Prorocentrales, Prorocentraceae. The record is from the annotation of a GenBank genome assembly.
CUACGGCCAGCUGAACCUAGGGGGUCUCCGAUCCAUGGAACGAGCAGCCAGGCGGAUACAGGCUCGCUAUCUCACUGGCGAGUACGGCCCUGGACAUGUGGUGGCACCGGAGCUGCGAAGUUUCGGGGCGAAGAGGGCGAAGGAGGACACCGAGUUCCUGAACGCCCAAGUCCGCGGCCUCUUUGGAGCCAACAGGUUCAUGUCUGUCAACGGGGGCGGGAAGGGCGACGCGCAGUCGAAGAAGCUUGCGGAGCCGCCCAAGAAGCCUUCCGGCGCGGACGCGUCGGGAGGCUCACGAUUGCGCUUGACGAGUUCGCCGCUGGACUUGGCCCCGCCCGCGGCGUCGGUGACACAGGGCCCCCCUGGGCCGCCGCCCAGGGAAGGGGCUCGCGACGUCUUUCCGCCGCCAGGGGCGGGAGAGCAGGCGAGCCAGGAGGUAUCGGGGAGGAGUCGCGCUCGUGUUCGACGACGGCGGCGCCGUGAUGCGCUGGUGAACGAGGCUAUCUGCAGCCUCAACUGGCGGGCGGGGGCGCCCGCGGGGUCUGCCACCGCGCCCGUGUCGGACAUGCAGCUCGGCGUCCUGCGGCGCAUCGGUGGGCGGGUGGACGACGUCGCGCAGCCGAUGCGAGGGGUGGAGCUGCGGCCUCCGCAUUUAGCCCCGCGGGAGUUGAUGCGUGGGAGGUCGCCGUGCCCUGGCGGCCCACCAGAGGACGUGCUCGCCCCUUUCCGACCUGGGCCCCCGUCGCUUCCCGGGGGCGUCGCCGGGGCGCCCGCGCUUCAAGAGCUGCUUCGGGGCCGAGCGCGCCAGUGCGUGGAUGGGCAAGGCGUGCGCGUGCCGCGGGGCCGUGAGAGUCUUCGCCAGACGCUGGAGCGCUGGCCGCGGGUGCCCUUCAGCGAGCCGACGCUUGUGCGGAGCCGACGUCGGUGCGGCGAUUUUGCUAGGGGCUUCGCUAAGCGCGGCUUGGUGUCGUUCGCGCGCCAGGUCUCGGAGAUUGCGGGGGUCUUCUUCGCGUGGAGGAAUGGGGGGGAGAAGACGCGCGCGAUUCUUCAUUGCCGCCGAAGCAUUACCUUGCUGACAGACCCCCCAUCGGUGGAGGCGUUGAUGACGGAGGGCCUGUCGGCCUUCGAGCUCGAGGACGCGGGGGGCGCCGGGUGCCAUUUUCAGGCCGCCUUUCAAGCGGCGCUCCAUCCGGUUGAGUUCUCCGCGGGCGUGGCGGACGCCAUGGGCGCGUUUCACCGCGUGCGCCCCCCCCCGUGGAUGAAGCGGCUCCUCGGGCUGCCCGCCAUCAAGGCGGGCGAUGUCAGGCUCGACGGCGCCGUGCUGAAGGGCCGCAGACUGAGCUGCGACGACGUGCUCUACCCAAUCCCCGAGGCGCUGCUGACGGGGUGCGCCUGGGGCCCGUGCCUGUCCCGGAGCGCGACCGAGCUCCGCUGCCAUUUCGCCUCGGGCCUCCGAGACG